This is a messenger RNA of Cladocopium goreaui, 2154 nucleotides long. The record is from the annotation of a GenBank genome assembly. NCBI's taxonomy places the organism in Eukaryota, Dinophyceae, Suessiales, Symbiodiniaceae.
AUGGCUCGAUGUAUCUUCAUAGCAGCAGUCGUGUGUGCCAGCUGCUCCAAACUCGGCCAUCACAAAGGAUUUUUGGCCUUCCAUGACGACCGUCCCCACCGAAACACCCACAUCCAGCACACAGUGCAGAGUUCCUCGGACGCUGAAAACGUCGAGGUUCACCUGCUGCGCAGUGGCAGUGACGACUCAGAGGCACAGGGCGCUUCGCAAAAGUCCGCCGUUCGAAGGACAACUCAGGAGCAUCGACAACGGCACAGGAAUGCCAAUGAGCCAGUUGCAGAGAUCACAGACCUCUCAUUGCAGCAUUUGGAGAAAGGCAACAAGGCCGAUGGAAUUGACAUUGACAUCGUCAAGAUCAAUACCAACAUGCUCCUCCCAAGCACCUAUUCGGUGUCGCUGGUGACGACCACUCAGGCUCCGGCCAACGAUCGUGGUGACUGCGUGUGCAAGCAGGGCAAUUUCCUGCAUUGGAACACCAAGGAAUGCAUUCCUCAGAAGUCCUGGGGCUUCGAGUGUGGCUUCUUCCCACGACAGCAGCAGAAUCGAGUUUGCCAGGAUGGGCUCACCUGCAGGAGGCUGAAUGCUACAGAUUCCUAUGAAUCUUCCGGCAAGUACAAAGGAUGGACAGCUACCUCUCCGGCCACCUGUGAGUACUGCAGCAAGGAGGAUGACUGCACCACAGGGAUGGAGAGGCAUGUGGCUGACUGCGUCCGCAGCGGCGAUUUGAAGCGCAUGGAGGAAGAACUGGAAGAUGAGGAUGCUGAGUUGGAACCCUGGGAGGACAGCGAAGUCUUCGAGGCUUGGGGGCACAAGGGCGCCAACCUCAAUGAUGGUGAUGACAAGGACUUGGACUCGUUCGGGCGGCAAGAACCCAAGAUGUGCGUCACCGUGAAGGUCACAGUGCCUGCCCUCACCAUGCGGGAUCAAAGCACUCGGGUGCUGGAGGCAAAGUUGAACACCACUUUGCAGGUCAUCGCCAACGCCACCCAAAAGGCUGAUGCCAAUGCCAGUGCCAGUGGCAAGUCUCAACGACAGGCUGUGGCUGAGGUUCAGGCCGAAGCGAAUGCCACUUACAACGCCACAGCAUAUGCUGAGGCAAGCUACACGGCCUACGCUGAAGCCACCGACAAGGCGACCGCCACCUACAAGGCGGUUGCAACUGCUGAAGCCAAAGAGAAGGCAAAGGGCAGCACAGAGGUGACUGCAGCAGCGCGCAGCAACGCCACAGGAGCAGCCACGAAGAUUGCCAAUGCCACCAGGAGCAUGAAAGCCAAGGGAGAAGCAGGGGUUCUGGUGAAGCUGAAGCAAACUGGACAUGGCAAAGCCAGUGCAGAGGCUGAAGAACGGGCCACUGUGCAUUUGGAAGACGUCGAGAGAGUCACCAAGAAUGCCACUGUGACUGUUGAGGGCCACGGGAGUCUCAAGAAGGUCUUCCAGGCCACCGCUACAGCGAAAGCCAUCGUGGAGGCGAAAGCGUGUAUCUCUGCGCGACAGGCGCGAAAGAUGUUGGGCCAGCAAACCAUGAAAGAGUCUGGCAUGACCUUCGCACGAGCAGUGUACAAGAAGGCGGAGCGCGAAGCCUAUGCUGAAGCCAAGGAUCGUGCCACCCGCAGCGCUGUGAAGAUGGCCACCGAGGCAGCUCAGAAGAGAAUUGACACCGACAUCGAACGACAGGUGAAGGAAUUCACGGAGGCACAUCGUGAAGAGUUGGAAAAAAUCGCAUUGGAAGAUGCGGUGAACAGCACAGAUGCCCUGAAGAAGAGCUUGCAGGAGGAUGCCAUGAAGGAAGCCAUGCGGAAAGCAGUGGAGAAGGUGAAGUCUGAAGCACCUCUGGAAGCCCAGCGCAAAGCUGAUGCCAAGGCCAAAAAGGCGGCGGAAGAUCAAGCAACGAAGCUGGCCACAGAGGAAGCUCAGGAAGAGGCAAAGGAAGGCCUGGAGAAGAAAGCUGUGAUCAAGGCCAGAGAAGAAGCACAGGAGAAGGCCAAUGCCCAGGCGAAGGCCAAGGCCUUCGCUUCCGCCAAGGCUGAAGCAGAAGAAGCCGCCAAGGAACAGGCCACCAAGGCUGCCGGCGAGGCUGCGGAAAUCUUGGCGGAGCAGAAGGCUCGUAAGAAGGCUGAAGAAGCCGCUGUGGAAAAAAGCUGUCGAAAAGGCUAG